Molecule: messenger RNA, 1674 nt
Organism: Durusdinium trenchii
Lineage: Eukaryota; Dinophyceae; Suessiales; Symbiodiniaceae
Source: the annotation of a GenBank genome assembly
GUUUAAGUUUGAAUACCCUGCGUGGCCAAUGGCAUGGGACUUGGAGCCGUUGCCAGGUGUUCAGUGGUACUGUUAUGGAUUACUUUCAGUGGCAUUUGUUUCAAGGUGCUGGGUGGAUCCCAAAGAGUGAUCCCGAGGAAUCUAUUGAGAGGAGUGCACUUGGUAGAUGAUGCAGAGGCCAGCACCUCCACUCAGCCCACCGCAUCGACCAACUCAUCACGUUCCACCACAUCAUCCAUCUCAACAUCGUCCAGUCCUGCGGAUUCAGAGCCAUCGCCACCAUUGCCCAACCAGACACACCAGACACCAAACCACCAGAACCAGACGAAGCUGCAGGUGGACCCGACAAACUUCUCUGAUCGCCUCGAAGUGGCGGGGAGAACUGCCAUUUGCGUGGUGGGCGGCUUGCGAUCCUUCACCUUGCCGAAGAUCUACCAAAGUAUCCUCAAGUUCAAGGCCAAGGUGGACCCCGCCACCGUCUUUUUGGUGAUGCAUGAGACAGCAUCACUGGGCCAUGACACACGCAAGCAGGUCCCCUUUAAGGUGGGAAAGCAGUCCUUGAAGGCUGCGGUGGACGCUCUGCAGCCAGUGCAUGUGGAAGUUCACAGUGACAGCUCUUCGGAAAAAUAGACUCCUCACAGGUGAGACAAAUCGAGUCUGCAAUCUCACAUACCCUUGAUAAGUGCUUUGUGAAUAUGACUCCUGACUCCAAAGCUGAUGCAGUAGCUGAUGCAUGUUCAUCUAUGCCCCCUUCCCUUCUUUGCUUUCCAGUGGUCUGGCUGGUUCCUAAACUUGAAGACACAACUAUUGAAGGGCUGUCAGCUGUCCCUCCAAAGCGAGUGAACAUGUAAUAUUUUCGUUUUUAACCAUCAAGACCACCAAUGUUCCAAGGGCUCACCUCCCAUGUUCCAAGAGCGUAAGUUGACACGGUAUGCCUGGCAAUGGGAAGGCUCGAUCUUAUUGACUUUGGAACAAAGGACAUAGGAAACAUGUUCAUUUUGGUGAGUCACAUGGGAUUCAUAUGGGUUUGAGUCUACUCAGAGUCUACUCAAAUCCACAAGCAAUCCAAUACCUCGGCAACCAGCCCAUUACAUAAUAAAAAGACAUCCGUCAGUGAAACGUGGGCUCUCACGGACGCUGACCAAGAGUGGCCCACGCAGAACUGGGAACAUGCAGGAGAUGGAUCUCCACACUCGCUACCAGGAGCAAGGUACCUGCAAGCAGUUUGAGAGCGUGGAGCCGAAUGUGAGCUGCUGCAGCGAUGACGUGGUCUCGAACUAUUUGCAGCUCGGAUGGAUCUGGCAUUGCUUGAAUGUCGUGAAGCAGUACGAGGCAGAGCAUAAUGUGACCUUCGAGUUAAUCGUGCGUCUACGGCCAGAUGUGGUGUACUUUGGCUUGGAGUAUUUGCCGUCCAAGGAGCGGCUGCAGAAGAACGGGAUCACCUUGGCACAGAAGCAGAGCAGGAAGCAGCCUGCUGACUGGCUCUUUAUUCUAUCUCCUUCUUCUUUGGAGUGGUUUUCGCUCACCAUGCUUGAUGUCCAGCGACGCUGUGAUCUGAAGAAAGCCUGCCGGGCGUCGGGCAUCAACAAGACGCAGUGUCAAAGGCAAGAUGUGGCCUUCCACUCUCCGGAGUACAGCGGCUGGUUCAGGCAAGAGCAUGGCCAGUUUGUGAGG